AUGGCGCUUGGAGUCCUUAAAAAUGCUCUUUACCUCGUGGGAUACUCGAGUAACAUGCAGAUAUACAACGUAAAGUGCGUAAUAUCAAAACACUUGCGCCAUGAAAACGGUUGGGAGAUGAGAAAUCUGAAUUAUAUGUUUCCCGUUGUGAACAUCAUGAGGAGUUGGCUGUCAGCAAAGGACAAGUACAUGAUACGCAAUUACGACGACAACUCGCUCGUUCUCUCAGAACUGACUGAAUCUAGUUCACCAUGCUCGCUGUGGGCGACAAGAGACUAUCUGGAAAAAAUCCUGGAGACAACAAACAGAACAUUUUAUUUGCAAUGCCCAGAUCCUGUCUACACCUUUUUCAGACGAGUGCUUUAUGAAUAA
Molecule: messenger RNA, 372 nt
Organism: Rhipicephalus sanguineus (brown dog tick)
Lineage: Eukaryota; Metazoa; Arthropoda; Arachnida; Ixodida; Ixodidae
Exons: 4
Coding region: 1-372 (123 amino acids)
Source: RefSeq, a predicted model, not a curated record